UGGUGAUACCGACUCAAGCCGAUUUCACGCAGCUAAGUGAAGUGCCUACCUAAUAAUACGUUAUUUGACAGCGUGGUUGUAGUAGUUCUUGGCAAAGAAUAAGCAAGUUGCCGCCAUGCUGUGUCUGCGGGUGGUGGUGGCGAUUGCCGUGGCCUUGGUUUCGACCAAUUACAUGGUCGCAAAGGCGCAGGUCGACGAAUCAGUGGACGUGAGUGAAGAUGCUCGCGUGUUCUCUACUCGCAAUCUUCCGAUAGACGAUCGGCUCAUGCCGUCCAUCGGCAACGGACACAUAGCUACGAACAUCUUCAGUGACGCAGUCUUCAUGAAUGGCUUGUACAACGGACUAAAAGGGGAUAGCCACCGCGCCAGAAUCCCUGCCUACGCCAACAUAAGACUUGAUUCACCUUUAACGCGCCACUUGUUUAGACCUUUGUACAGUUUAGACACGUCGGAAGGUGCUUUUAAAGUAAGAGUAGACAGCGACAAGUCGGUUAUAGUACAGAGGACUUACGCCCAUAGAUAUUACACGAGAGCAAUUGUCAAUCAAAUUCAAGUGACCCCGAAACCACAUUCCGAUCCACAAAUUUGGGUACCGAUCAGUCUUAUGCAAGGUCCUGAGAGCAACGACAUAACGUUCGAAGCACCCGUAUUUGAGAUUAUUGAAAAUCGUGAGUCUUGGAGUAUGUGUGGCGAAACUAAGGAAUCUGAAGACCCGGUAUACCAGCCUGCGCCUGAAAAGAUCUGCUUAUAUUGGACAGCGGUACCUAACCAGUUGGUAGUGCCGCAGCACAGCGAUACACUUUUCACAUUUGUUAUGACUGCGGAUAAAAAAAAAGAUGUCGCGAGACAGGAGUUCGUUAAAGUGUUGCAGGAGGAAGGCGAUGAGCUGUAUAGGAAACACGUCGCCGAGUGGCAGACAACCCUUCAACAAGCGGGAAUCGACAUUGAGGGAGACUUACACUUGGCUAAAAUAGUGAACGGCAUGUGGUACUAUUUACUCAGCUCUCUGCCUUCGCAAAAUUCGUACCAUCCUCCGGAACCAUUCUACGGACUGAGCCCCGGGGGACUGGCCAGAGGGGCCUAUUUACAAGAUUAUCAAGGGCACAACUUCUGGGACACGGAGACGUGGAUGUUUCCACCGAUCCUGCUGUAUCACCCUAACUACGCCAAUAAGCUGUUGCAGUACAGACUCAACACUGCACCCGUGGCCAAAGAUCUCUCCAAAGCCAGAGGCUAUAAUGGAUACAGGUUCGCAUGGGAGAGCGCAUUCACGGGUCGUGAGGUCACACCUGAAUGCUGUCCCGAGGUUGUCGACUUCGAGGAGCACAUCUCGGCCGACAUCGCUUUUGCUGCGAGGCAAUAUAUCGCCACUACUCGCGAUGAGAAUUGGCUACAGAACGGAGGCUGCGACCUUGUGACCAACAUCGCAGACUUCUGGGCUUCAAAAGUCGUCAUGAACCACGAUACGGGAUAUUACGACAUUCCUAACGUGAUGGGACCUGACGAAGACCACCACAACAUAACCAAUUCUGUAUUUACCAAUGUUGUAGCAGGAUUUUCGCUGUAUUUAGCUCAAUACGCAUCAUGCCUCUGCAAACCCUACUAUGAGGUGAAGAAUCCAGACAACUAUGCAAAUAUCGCCUGGAGUCUCGCCUUGCCGUACGACGAAGAGCUGGACUACCACCCGCAGUACCAGGAUUACGAACGAGGAGUUAUAAUCAAACAGGCUGAUGCAAUUCUGUUGGGUUUUCCGUUGCAGUAUCCUAUGAAAACGAGCACGCGAGCUAACGAUCUUGCUUACUACGAGACGGUGACGCGAGACAACGGCCCCGCUAUGACGUGGAGUAUGCAUACCAUCGGGCACUUGGACCUCGGCGAAAAUGAACAAGCAGCACUUAUAUUUAACAGGAGUUAUGAACCUUAUGUUCGGCAACCUUUCAAAAUGUGGACCGAAGCUCGCCUCCCCGACAUCGGAGCGGUAAACUUCUUAACGGGCAUGGGAGGCUUCUUGCAAGCUCUGACCUUCGGUUACGCAGGUGUCAGAAUACAUCUGGAUCGACUGGAGAUUAAUAAGCCACAAUUACCACCUGGAGUCAGUAAAUUUACAGUUAGAGGAAUAAAAUACCUUGGAGCAGAGCUAACCCUGGAUAUCGAUUCAGAAGGCACAGUGAUGAACGUAUCGAAACUUGACGAUCAAUGGCCUCUUACCAUGACCAAUGGAAACGACAAUGUCGCGUUGAAACCCAAUACCAAAGUGACUCUUCAAGGUUCCGGCCCGUUUGUGAUAAGAUCUGUCCAGUGGAAAAACUGCGAACUGCCUGUAGAGAUGAUCGGCCAAAACUUCAGACCUUUGGACACGAAGUUUUAAACUAUACGUUUAAUUUUUACAAAAUAUAAAAUGUAGAAAACCUUGCUAAAUUAACUCAGAAAUAUGUGCAAGGAAACUUAAUAAAUUUAGAUGUCUUUACAUACGAAAUUGUCGAUUGUUUUUUGUAAAGAACUAAGCAUUUAAAAAAAUUGUAACCUUAUUUUCUAGUAUCUAAUUGUCUAAUGACUCCCUGAUCCCAUUAUUCCAUGAGCUAUGCCA
Messenger RNA from Hyposmocoma kahamanoa, 2587 nucleotides. Its product is annotated as protein-glucosylgalactosylhydroxylysine glucosidase-like. Gene Ontology annotation, biological process: carbohydrate metabolic process. The coding region runs from base 116 to 2368 and encodes 750 amino acids. Lineage: Eukaryota; Metazoa; Arthropoda; Insecta; Lepidoptera; Cosmopterigidae. Gene Ontology annotation, molecular function: catalytic activity. The record is from RefSeq and is a predicted model, not a curated record. The transcript has 14 exons.